AUGUGUGUGUUAAGUCUAUGUAUUGUUGGCUGUAAUGGAAAUCACGCGAGAAUUCAGAGCUACGAGAAUAUAACGACUGCCGGCUGUGGAGUCGGGAGGAGAGGGAGUCUUAUGGACAACAAGUGCUUCACUUAUCAUCCAAACAUUGCCACCCUGGUCAUUCGCACAACCUACGGUGUUACUUUUGAACAAUACAACUCGCAUGGUUGGUCAAAUCCAACAACACAACCAGGGGAACUUUACUGUCAUCCUGGCUAUUUGAAAACAGCACAAAGAGUUUUGUCAGGCCUCAGCAAUAUCAGCCUGGGCGCUGAAAACAGUGCAAAGUUUAUGCCCUUGGUCACCGCAGUGGAUAUUGAUAGAUCCAACAGCAUUGAUCAACAACAAUGUGGCUACUGGUGCGGUAUGUAUUAUCCACACUUUUCGGAUAAUACCCUGGAUAAAUUGGCCAUCAAUAUACCCAAACUGAUAAGAUUCGCGCUGACCUAUGGUGUAAUGUUGAUGAUGAUUAUCAUGGGGUCGGUGUACGUGAGUGACUGUAAUAAGGCCCCUGGACUGUCAGUAAUGACCAUAAUUAUGGGCAGCCUAUACGCCGUGUGUUGGGUCGUACGCGGCAAUACUGAAACUGGUAGACUGCCCAAGAUUGUCAAAUCAGUAAAAAUGUCUGAUCACUGGGACAAUGAUAAGCCACAAUCACUGGGAUUUAGCGGACAGGGGCUCAGCAAUAUCAAUCUGGGCGCCGGGAAUAAUGCUAAAUUUACGCCCUUGGUCACCGCAGUGGAUCUUGAUAGAUCCAAUAGCCUUGACAAACAACAAAGCCGAUACCUGUCGGAUAAUACCCUAGAUAAAUUGGCAAUCUAUGUACCCAAACUGAUACGAUUCUUGCUGACCUAUGGCGUACAAUUGUCAAUGAUUAUAUUGGGGUUACUCUUAGUAAAGGGCUGUGAAAGAACACCUGAACUGUCAAUAAUGACCAUAAUUAUGGGCACUCUAUACGCCGUGUGUUGGCUCAUUAGCGGCAAAACUGAAAGUGGUAAAUUGGCCAAGAUUGUUAAAUCUUGGUAUUUGCUUUGUAUCAGGCUAUUUUCCGAGGUGGUGACCACUGUUAUAAUCGUUGUUCGCCGACCAUAAUAGCAAUAGCGUCAAUAUUUGUCCUUGGUGUUACAGCAACUUUGGUGAAAAUGAAGAUAUUUGAUCCUGUUGCAAAAGAGCUGAUGUCACGUAAAACUUACAUAGGUGUCUUUUAUUAAUUUAUACAUUUUAUACGCAGUUAUUUUUAUUUUU
Molecule: messenger RNA, 1284 nt
Organism: Medioppia subpectinata
Lineage: Eukaryota; Metazoa; Arthropoda; Arachnida; Sarcoptiformes; Oppiidae
Source: the annotation of a GenBank genome assembly